UUAGAGGUUGAACCAACAACUUGUUUCUUUUUCCGGUCGCUCGCUGUUUUUGAUCUUCUGAGGGAGCUGAAGCGGCCGACACCGUGGACUGGACAUCAUGACACUGUUUCACUUUGGGAACUGCUUUGCAUUGGCUUAUUUUCCUUAUUUUAUCACAUACAAGUGCAGCGGACUAUCAGAGUACAAUGCUUUCUGGAGGUGUGUUCAGGCUGGAGCUACGUACCUGUUCGUUCAGCUGUGUAAGAUGCUGUUCCUGGCUACGUUUUUCCCCACCUGGGAAGGAGGAGCUGGUGUUUAUGACUUCGUAGGGGAGUUUAUGAAGGCCACAGUGGACUUGGCCGACCUGUUGGGUCUCCACCUUGUGAUGUCCCGUAAUGCUGGGAAAGGAGAAUAUAAGAUCAUGGUGGCGGCUAUGGGCUGGGCUACGGCCGAACUUGUGAUGUCCAGGUGUCUUCCUCUGUGGGUUGGUGCCCGAGGGAUCGAGUUUGACUGGAAAUACAUACAGAUGAGCUUCGACUCAAACAUCAGUCUGGUCCAUUAUAUCGCCAUGGCAGCAGUGGUGUGGAUGUUUACGCGAUACGACCUUCCGAAGAGCUUCAGGCUUCCUGUUACGAUUCUGCUGGCGCUGUGUGUUUACAAGGCCUUUUUAAUGGAGUUAUUUGUCCACGUCUUCCUGCUGGGCAGCUGGAUGGUGUUGUUGGUGAAAGCCGUGCUGACCGGCGCCAUCUCUCUGUGUUCACUGUUCCUCUUCGUCACUCUGGUCCACAGUAACUGAACCUCGGCACCCUGCUGGGAUCAGAAUUGGUUCCGGCUCGGAUCAGAACAGGACAUUAAUAAAUCAGGACCUGACUUCACAUUCAGAGGGAGAAAAAAAAACACCACUUCAUUUGUUUUGAGUUGAACCUGUUUGAUCUGCGAACAGAAGAACUGGGACUCACUGUGUUUCCAACAUGGAUGACACGUGUGACUUGGAGCCAUCAUGGAGAAAUGCAUUCUGGGUCGAUACCACGCUUUUAGUCCACCAAAUACUCAGAUAUCAGCGGUGCAAAGUGAAUUUACACACACACACAUAUAUAUAUAUAUAUACUUUUUGGGGAUUGUGUGGACUGUCAGUAUGUGGAUGUGAGUUUGAUUCCUGGUUUGUCUUUGCGUGACACUUUUCUUCAGACUCGACCCAGUCCGAUCCGGCUGUAAAUGGGUGACCAGCCUUGGCUGGGGAAGUAACCCGAGUUGGUCUGGCGUCCUGUCCAGUCAUAGACUCUGAUCCGCUUCACAGUGUGGAGUCUGGGGCUUGUCCCUGGCAUCAGUGAGCCUCAGAGCCUAAGCAGGACUUAGAUGUUCUUACUGCUGUAAACUGGAAAUGUUUUGAUCCAACAGUAUUCCUCCUGAACCGCUGAUAGAACUGAUAAACAAGAAAACGACUCUCUCUGUAACUUGUUUUUGAGACGAGCGUCAGUUUGUGGAAGGCUGCAGACACAGUGUGUGUAAUCAUAAUGUGGAUUUCAUGACAAAACAUAACUUCAGCACAGUUUGUCAAAUGGCUUUUUGCAAAUUUGGUCAUCAUGUGGAAAACUAUUAACACAGAAGCCCCAAAAUAUUAAAACCCAGUUACAGUUUUGAUGUAAAAUGAGAUCAAACCCGUUUCCGUCCUCCUGUGACCUUCGGGCUGUUUUUAAAUGAUCACUUUGAUUUAGCGGUAAAACCCUAAAAUGAUCAGAUUCUCUUUAAAAGCCCCGUAUUUGCUUUUGGUAAAAUGUUAUCAGUUCCAUUCCCCCCGACCCUGUAUUUGCAUUUGGCAAAAUGUUAUCAGUUCCAUUCCCACACUCCUCCUGUGACACCAAACAAAGACCAGACCUAUGAGCGGCGCAGAGGCAGUAACGAGCACACCUGGCCUCCUUUGGGGCUGAAAUAAUUAAAUGGUUCUUUGAGGGGAUUUUGGAGGAUUAAUCUUCAGAAACGUUUAUCUAACAAACCAACGCCACUGAAGGCAAAACCGAAAGGAGACAUACAGACAAUUGAACAGGAGGAUGAAGA
Messenger RNA from Thalassophryne amazonica, 2034 nucleotides. RefSeq names its product transmembrane protein 147 (gene tmem147). The coding region runs from base 98 to 775 and encodes 225 amino acids. NCBI's taxonomy places the organism in Eukaryota, Metazoa, Chordata, Actinopteri, Batrachoidiformes, Batrachoididae. The record is from RefSeq and is a predicted model, not a curated record. The transcript is spliced from 8 exons.